AUGCUGCCACCUAGGGGCGGGCGCUGGAAGCUUUAUCCAGAACCUGCCCUGUUUAACUACUGUCACUGUCCAAUCGUUUGUUCUGGAAAGGGUCAUGGCGUUGGAAGUUCAAGCUCCGGACCAAGUGGCUCAGGAGGUGGAGGCGGCGGUGGUGGUGGCAGUGGAGGUGGUGGCAACGGGAGCAGGACAAGUUUAUCACGAUCACGAGCGCGAAUAAUGCGUAGCAGUUCAGCAAUACGUGGUGGAAGUGCUGGUGGUAGCGGUUCAAGUGGAAGAAUCGGACCACCUGGUGUCAUCAUGGGAGGUGGUACAAGUACGGGGGGUGGUAACAGUGGUGGUGGUAGUAGCAAUAGUUCAAGACCAAUUGUGUCAGUACCAGCCCCCUUCGUUCCUGAGGAUUUAAUAUCACAGGCACAAGUUGUGCUCCAGGGAAAAAGUCGUAAUCUGAUAAUACGUGAAUUGCAACGCACCAAUCUCGAUGUUAAUCUUGCGGUAAACAAUUUAUUAUCACGUGAUGACGAGGAGGGUGACGAUGCUGAAGACGCAGCGGACAGCUACGUACCCGAGGAUUUAAUAUCGCUGUUGGAUGGUGGCUUCAGUAACGAGCAUUCAGUUAUCAUUGAUGCUGAUUCAAUGUUCUCAGAGGACGUUUUUGGUUACGGAGUGAUGAGAAGUCGUGGCAGUUCAUCGAGACGUCUCGGAGUGGAACGUGAUGGUCCACUCGAGAGGGGAUCUGGUGAGCGUGAUCGUGAACGUGAUAGUUUCAGCAGAUGGCGCGAUCGUCAGUACUACGGUCCACGAAGAUGGCUUGAAACUGCUCUCAAGGAUUGCUGGGAGAAAGAUCCAGAGAACAAGAAGAAGGAACUAGCAUCACAGAGCCCACUGUGGAUCUCAGAGGAACUCGAGUGGUGGCACGAACGCAGCAGUGAACCAGCACCAAAAUUCGUACAAAUUGCAGCACUCUACACUGAACUAAUUGCAAUAUCAUCAACUGGCCAACUCUAUCAAUGGAAAUGGGCUGAUUCUGAGCCCUACAGGAAUCUUGAUAAUCCAAAUGUUCAUCAUCCAAAGACAGCAUCCCUCGGUCUGACUGGUGAAAAAAUAGUCAAUAUAUCAGCAACAGCGAUACGUUGUUCAGUUAGCACUGAGAGUGGAAAAGUUGCAACAUGGUUGGACGAACUGCUUGGGCAUGUAUCAUCACGUUUGGAGCAUCCAGCACAAGCAUUUACUGAAUUUACACUCGAUAGAAUAGUAUCUCUACACACAUGCGCACUGUAUACUGUCGCCAAAUUGGAGAGUGGGACAUUAUAUUGGUGGGGAGUGUUGCCAUUCGCUCAGCGAAAAAAAUUGUGGGAAAAAUACAAAGCUAAAUCCCGAAAACAUCGGCCAUCGUCAUCAUCAUCAUCGAGUGUUGUAUGCGAUAAUAAUCCAGGAUAA
Diachasma alloeum is the source of this 1437-nucleotide messenger RNA. RefSeq names its product E3 ubiquitin-protein ligase hyd-like. Gene Ontology annotation, molecular function: ubiquitin binding. Gene Ontology annotation, cellular component: nucleus. NCBI's taxonomy places the organism in Eukaryota, Metazoa, Arthropoda, Insecta, Hymenoptera, Braconidae. Gene Ontology annotation, biological process: DNA damage response; protein polyubiquitination; regulation of double-strand break repair. Bases 1 to 1437 code for a protein of 478 amino acids. The record is from RefSeq and is a predicted model, not a curated record. The transcript is spliced from 3 exons.